This is a messenger RNA of Clunio marinus, 207 nucleotides long. Lineage: Eukaryota; Metazoa; Arthropoda; Insecta; Diptera; Chironomidae. The record is from the annotation of a GenBank genome assembly.
AUGUCAUGUGUAGUGAAGCCCCUUAGGAGAUUCUUGUUCGUUGCUUUUGUUUCUAUCAAAAAAUCACAGGUCAGAUUCUGUUUACAUAAUCAAAAAAGGGGCAUUUUUGUCAGUAACAAUGGCUUGGAAAACACAUUCAGAAAGAGAGAAAAUAAUAAGUUGAACAAUGGCAACGGUCUGAUGAAAGUAGCAACAACAAAAUGGUAG